Molecule: messenger RNA, 2335 nt
Organism: Carassius carassius (crucian carp)
Lineage: Eukaryota; Metazoa; Chordata; Actinopteri; Cypriniformes; Cyprinidae
Gene: recql
Product: RecQ helicase-like
Exons: 16
Coding region: 297-2219 (640 amino acids)
Biological process (GO): double-strand break repair via homologous recombination; DNA replication
Cellular component (GO): cytoplasm; chromosome
Molecular function (GO): 3'-5' DNA helicase activity; four-way junction helicase activity; ATP binding
Source: RefSeq, a predicted model, not a curated record
UACUUUAAACCAAUGUACUAACGUUCCCACAAUAAAUAUUCUUUUAAACGCAUAAUUGAUUACAUCUAUAGUAUUUGUGAUCGGACUACGGGAGGAUUGUUUUUCUGUUGCUCAAGACUCUUGUUUAGUCUGGACGCUUGUUUUUCCAGUCUCGUGAUUGGUCAGGUAAAGUUUCCCGGUUAAUGGUCGCGUGGGGCAACGAGGGAGGGUUUCAUCUGGUGCAAACAAGAGAAAGUGAAACAGACCCAUGAUCGCUCAGGGUCAUCCUCAUCUGUGAUCUUGAAGAACUGCGUAAAAUGGCGAAUAAUCUUGAUGAUGCUCAAGCAGAACUGGACUCGGUGGAGGCAGAGUUGGAGAUGGUGGAACUGCAGAUCUCUGAGCUGCUGGAGAAACAGGCGAAGCUGAACUCCCGGAAAAACAAACUCCUGCAGGUCCUGGAGGGAGCCUGCAGCUCGGCGCAGCCCUCUGGAUCCAGCAAACCUCCCAAACCAUCCUUCAGCAAACAGGACCUAAAGCACUAUGAGGAGUCAGGUUUCUCAUGGUCUGAAGAAGUUCAGGCGAAGCUGGGUAGCGUGUUCCAGCUCUCCAAAUUUCGCCCCCUGCAAAAGACGGCCAUAAAUCUCAGCAUGUCAGGGAAAGACCUUUUCCUGGUAAUGCCCACUGGACGAGGAAAAAGCCUGUGUUACCAACUGCCAGCCCUCUGCUCUAAGGGUUAUACAUUAGUUAUCGCCCCUUUGGUGUCUCUAAUGGAGGAUCAGCUGAUGUAUCUGAAGUCUGUUAAUGUCCCGGCAGUGACUCUCAAUUCUUCCAGUACAAAGGAGGACUCUAAGCGUGUCUUGGCAGGGAUGAUAGAUAAAAACAGCCCCUUCAAGUUGCUCUAUGUAACCCCUGAGAAAAUCGCCAAGAGCAAACUACUGAUGUCCAAACUCGAAAAGGCCUACAACAUGAGUCUGUUGGCACGCAUCGCCGUUGAUGAAGUUCACUGCUGCAGUCAGUGGGGGCAUGACUUCAGGCCAGAUUACAAGCUUCUGGGUAUCCUAAAGCGCCAGUUCCCUAAAGUCCCAUUGGUCGGACUGACUGCCACAGCAACCAGCAACGUCCUUAAAGAUUGCCAGAAGAUUCUGUGUGUUCAGGAACCCAUCACUCUGACAGCACCGUUCAACAGACCAAACCUUUACUAUGAGGUUCGUUUUAAAGAUAACGAUGACUGUACCGACCAAAUUGCACAACUGAUUAGAGAAAGAUACAAAAACCAAUCAGGAAUCGUGUAUGUGUUCUCCCAGAAGGAUGCAGAAGCCGUGGCUACAGACCUGCAGAAGAGAAACAUUCUUGCUCAGCCAUACCACGCCAACAUGGAGCCUUCAAACAAGUCUCUGGUGCAUCGGCAGUGGUCCUCCAAGAAGAUCCAGGUGGUCGUUGCCACUGUGGCUUUUGGGAUGGGCAUUGACAAGGCAGAUGUUCGAUUUGUUAUCCAUCACACCAUCAGCAAAUCUAUUGAAAAUUACUAUCAGGAGAGUGGACGUGCAGGAAGGGAUGAUGGCUCUGCAGACUGUAUUGUAUUCUUCGGCUUUGCAGACAUCUUCAGAAUAAGCAGUAUGGUUGUGAUGGAGAACACUGGGCAGCAGAAGCUACAGAAUAUGGUGGCAUAUUGUCAAAAUGUGGACCGGUGUCGGCGUGCUAUGAUGGCUGUUCAUUUUGAUGAAGUUUGGGAUGAUGAUGAGUGCAACCAAAUGUGUGAUGUUUGUCGGCACGGCAACGAGUACAUCACAAUGGACAUCACCAAACAUGCUCGAGACGUUGUUACCAUAGUAGAAAUGGCCAGCUCUGUGGAUGAAAAGUUGACCCCUCUGAAAGUCUGUGACGCUUGGUUGGGAAAAGGGCCUGCCAAGCAUCGCAAAACGAUAAAGGUCACAUCACUGUCACGCUUGGAAGUGGAGUCCAUUAUCAUCCACCUUUUGUUGCAUGGCUACUUCAGUGAGGACUUUAGCUUCACUCCCUACACAACCCACUUCUACCUGAAGUUGGGCCGUAAGGCAGCUCUCCUGAAGAAUGACAAUCACUCCAUCACUAUGAAGAUGAGGAGAGUAAUGUCACACGCUACUGUAAAGAAAGUGUCAGAACGUGUUGGGGAGAAAAGUAGUGCCAAAGUAGAGGGAAAGAGACCGGCUGACAGUGACAGCAAAACAUCUGUGGCCAAGAAAGUCAAGACUCUUCCCUAGUUCUUAAGGAGAAGAACCAAAAAGUUGAGACACCACAGCAAGUCGAGACAGCCUUGAUCGAUGUGUCCAACAUGGCCAUUCAGAUGCAUAACAAACCUAAAAUCAGUAAAAAUCAC